AGGAGUUGCAAUAAACAGCCAAACGCACAAUCAUACCGGGCGAAAGGAAACCACAGAAGCGCGGUGGGAUGUUUUACGCACGCUGAUUGGAAACUCUGCUUGUCGUGAAAAUGGGACAUGAUGAUCAUAGCAACACAAGAAGACCACAAGCGGGAUUGGGAAAGAACAUGAAGUUGUCGGGUUUCCUCCUCCUGCUUCUCCUCCCAGUGUGUCCUCUGUGCCAUGGUGCCGCUCCUUCUCCCAGUAAAUGUGUCUCCUUGGCGGAAAUGGAGGACAACCUGCUUAAGAACCUAUUCCAGGGGUAUCAGCGCUGGGUUCGGCCCAUCCAGCGAGCCAACGACACUGUCAGGGUUCGAUUCGGACUCAAGAUCUCUCAGCUGGUCGAUGUGGAUGAGAAAAACCAGCUUAUGACAACCAAUGUCUGGUUGACUCAGGAGUGGAUUGAUUAUAAGCUGCGAUGGAAUCCAGAUAAAUACUGUGGGAUUACCUCCAUCAGAGUUCCUUCAGAAAAUAUUUGGCUCCCAGACAUUGUCCUGUAUGAGAAUGCUGAUGGACGUUUUGAGGGCUCCCUGAUGACCAAAGCCAUCGUAAAGCACAAUGGUGCCAUCACCUGGAGACCGCCUGCUAGUUACAAAUCUGCCUGUACCAUGGAUGUCACCUUUUUCCCCUUCGACCGACAAAACUGCUCAAUGAAGUUUGGGUCGUGGACCUAUGAUGGCAACAUGGUGGAUCUUGUUCUGAUGGAAAACCAUGUUGAUCGAAAGGACUUCUUUGAUAAUGGCGAGUGGGAAAUACUCAGUGCCACUGGAGCCAAGGGAAACAGGAGGGAUGGAAUGUAUUCCUACCCAUUUAUCACCUACUCCUUCAUCCUAAAGAGAUUGCCACUGUUUUACACACUAUUCCUCAUCAUCCCCUGUUUGGGUUUGUCCUUUCUUACUGUCCUGGUGUUCUACCUUCCCUCAGAUGAGGGUGAGAAGCUAUCACUCUCCACCUCUGUCCUAGUGUCUCUCACUGUGUUCCUAUUGGUCAUAGAGGAAAUCAUUCCCUCCUCCUCCAAAGUAAUCCCUCUCAUUGGAGAAUAUCUGCUCUUCAUCAUGAUCUUUGUCACACUUUCGAUCAUUGUCACCGUUUUCGUCAUCAAUGUGCACCAUCGGUCCUCAGCCACCUACCACCCAAUGUCGCCCUGGGUUCGUACUCUUUUUCUUCAAAAACUACCUAGGCUGCUUUGUAUGCGAGGACACACUGACCGGUACCACUACCCGGAGCUGGCUCCGGAUAGUCCUGAAAUGAAGUCUCGCUCUGGAGGUCGGAGGGGAGGCCAGAGGACAAGCAGUGGAACUUAUGGACAGGCAGCUUCUGAUGGAAAGAAAGAGGAAGAAGCUUGGGCCACCAUGUUGGAGAAAGCCAUCUCUUCAGUGCGUUACAUCAGCAGACAUAUCCGCAAAGAGCACUUCAUUCGUGAGGUGGUCCAAGACUGGAAGUUUGUUGCCCAGGUGCUGGACCGAAUCUUCUUGUGGGCUUUCCUCACUGUCUCAAUUCUGGGCACCAUCCUUAUCUUCACUCCAGCCCUGCAGAUGUUCCUGAAAAUCCCUCCUCCAUCUGCAACCGAGGAGCCUCCUUUACACCAGUAACAAACACUGUAGCCUUCUCAGGCAGCUGAAAAUCUUAAAUCAAGAUUACAUAUUAAGUUAAAG
Messenger RNA from Cyprinodon variegatus (sheepshead minnow), 1694 nucleotides. RefSeq names its product neuronal acetylcholine receptor subunit non-alpha-2-like. Gene Ontology annotation, cellular component: synapse; neuron projection; postsynaptic membrane. The coding region runs from base 111 to 1631 and encodes 506 amino acids. The record is from RefSeq and is a predicted model, not a curated record. Lineage: Eukaryota; Metazoa; Chordata; Actinopteri; Cyprinodontiformes; Cyprinodontidae. Gene Ontology annotation, biological process: signal transduction; monoatomic ion transmembrane transport; chemical synaptic transmission. The transcript has 6 exons. Gene Ontology annotation, molecular function: transmembrane signaling receptor activity; acetylcholine-gated monoatomic cation-selective channel activity.